Molecule: messenger RNA, 880 nt
Organism: Poeciliopsis prolifica (blackstripe livebearer)
Lineage: Eukaryota; Metazoa; Chordata; Actinopteri; Cyprinodontiformes; Poeciliidae
Gene: msgn1
Product: mesogenin 1
Exons: 1
Coding region: 8-433 (141 amino acids)
Biological process (GO): regulation of transcription by RNA polymerase II; mesoderm formation
Cellular component (GO): nucleus
Molecular function (GO): DNA-binding transcription factor activity, RNA polymerase II-specific; protein dimerization activity; RNA polymerase II cis-regulatory region sequence-specific DNA binding
Source: RefSeq, a predicted model, not a curated record
UUCUAACAUGGAUCUGGAGGCUGUCACGGCUGCUAUACUAUCUGAUUGGGAGAUCCUUGAGAGUGCCUCUGGAGAAAAUCCGGAGUCCGUCUGUCCGGAGUCCCCCCUGGACUCUUCGCUGUGCUCCUCACCGGAGAUUUGCUUCCCCCUCUCCAAACAGGGGAUUAAGGAUUUAUCCUUUGGCUGCGCCGGACGCAAAGAGACUCCUCCGGGGCAAAGGCAGAGCAAAACGAAGAUGUCCGUGAAAAGGCGCAUGAAGGCCAGCGAGAGGGAGAAGAUGCGGAUGAGGAGCUUGGCAGAGGCUCUGCACCAGCUCCGCGACUACCUUCCACCGGAUUACAGCAAGAGAGGCCAGCCCUUGACCAAGAUCCAGACGCUUAAAUACACCAUCGAGUACAUCAAUAAGCUCUCUGACAUCCUGAGCCGUGCGUAACGGAGGCACCGUGGAGCGCUUUUACGCGACAUACCAUCUCUCAUCUGGACCCCUUUUUGAACUUAGAUAUUUCAUUUUUCAUCAUAAUAACUUUGAAGUCUCUCUUACUUGAUAGUCUUUUGGGUUUUUUCUUUAAUGUAAAUAUGGUUUGGGCACUUGGAAAGUAUUUGUAUAUGAGGCUGCCCCUUUUGUGAAUUCAGUUUUUUAGUUGUUACUAGAAUAGAAUGAACUUGGCCAAACUAUUGGCUAUUAUUGUUUUUUGCUGAACAGACAUAAGAAAGAACAUAUUUUUCCGAUGAUUUAAAACCCUUAAUUGUGUUUUAAUUGUGUUUUCUGUUUGCAAAACCAUUAGUUUGUGUUUGUGUGAAUAACAAGGCUGCAUGUGAGUCACACAACAGCUUUUAACAACACUUGCUGUUGUGUUCACCCUUUCUUCCUUUUGUUUGA